CGUUGACUCGUGACUGGUCCGCAACUGCUGCUACUAGUCCCGCCCCGCUUGUCUUACCCGCCAUUCGUCCGAGAAAUAUGGAAGUUUAUGACCACGAAGCUGACAAGAUAGACAGGAAAAAAUCAACCGAUAACAAAAAAUUCUCAAACAAAAAACAAGAACCUCAUAGAAAAAAUAGCAAUGGUCAAAAAGUGACGGAAGAUUUGCCUGCAAAAAAUAUUUCAGCUACAGAUCAUGGAAGUCGUUCAUCUAGCCUGACCCCAAUAGUGAAUCGCAGACCUAAUGAAAGAAAAAGCCUAGAAGACAAACAAUCUCCAGGUAGAGCAUCGAAGUCAGCUGUUUCGAAAGUAAAUAACCCGGGGAAAUUAUUACAAGAAAGUAACCAAACUCCUAGCGAAGGUAACUCCCUUGCGUCUUCCCCGUCUUCCAAGUUUCGAUCUCGUGGAAGUCCUUUACGAACGCCUCAUGGAUCUCCGAAGAACGCCAGCACCGCUCUGUCACCUCGUGCUUACGGAAUUGCUAGGAAAUCUUCUGAAGCAAAAAUUAAUAGAACUUUAGCUGCUAAUUCUAGCCCUAAACACGAGACUAUUUCUAGAACCCAAGAGCCAAGCGGUUCUCCGAACCAACACAGAACGGCUACACGCAUGUCAACAAAACCACUUCAACCAAUCAGGCCGACAUCAGCCGGCAUGCAACCGGCUGAUCUGAUCCCAUCACCCAGAUAUGUCCAAGUUGUCGGAUCUAGUGGACCAUCAGUUUCUAGUACCGGUAAAACCUCGGGAAAAAUUUCUCAACGCUCGGAAACACCUCAAAAUCUGAAUGAAGCAGUGGUUAUGGACACCGAAAAUCCGAAAUCGAUUACAUCUGCCGCGCCAAAGCAAGUCGUGUUUGAAAGUCCCGUGAAAUCAAUUAGGGAUGAUGAGUCUUCGCCCCGAUCUAGUGGAUCAACAAUUUCGGGUUCAGGUAUUUCUUCAGGGUCUACAAAUCCUCCGACAUCACCAAGUGCAGGAGGAGAAUCUAGUCCCAGAGACGUUGGUGGAUCACCUGUUUUGGGUUCAGGUAUUGCUUCAGGGUCUACAUAUCCUCCGACAUCACCAAGUGCAGCUGAGGUAUAUAGUCCCAGAGAUGCUGGUGGAUCACCUGUUUUGGGUUCAGGUAUUACUUCAGAGUCUACAUAUGCGCCGACAUCACCAAGUGCAGAAGGUGGAUUCAGUCCUAGAGGUGCUGGUGGAUCAGAGGCUGUAUCGGAACCAACGGAAACUGCGCAAAAAAGAAUUGAAACGAACAUCAAUCGAAGUAAAAACAAGAACAGAAAUAAGCGCGGACUGCGAAGCAGGCGCAAGAAACAGAAGGAUAACGGGUCGCCUAUAUAACAAUUUCCGUUGAUAAAUGUAAACAAAUUGCGAAAAUAAAUUUAC
Hyalella azteca is the source of this 1418-nucleotide messenger RNA. Its product is annotated as mucin-5AC-like. Lineage: Eukaryota; Metazoa; Arthropoda; Malacostraca; Amphipoda; Hyalellidae. Bases 78 to 1373 code for a protein of 431 amino acids. The record is from RefSeq and is a predicted model, not a curated record. The transcript has 2 exons.